This is a messenger RNA of Paramisgurnus dabryanus, 2918 nucleotides long. It is a transcript of the gene wdcp, whose product is annotated as WD repeat and coiled coil containing. Lineage: Eukaryota; Metazoa; Chordata; Actinopteri; Cypriniformes; Cobitidae. The record is from RefSeq and is a predicted model, not a curated record. Gene Ontology annotation, molecular function: kinase binding.
CAUGACUUCAAACUUCUCCGCGGCGAAACACAAACAACCAUGCACGCAACUCGUGUACAGAAGAUUUAAUGCCGUUCGUUUCUUUUGUCACAUAAUGGAAUAUCAUUUUCCUUGCUGUUGGAAAAACUGACCCAAGCAUGGAGCUAGGAAAAGCCAAGCUUCUGAGAACAGGGUUGAACACCCUUCACCAAGCCAUUCAUCCGGUGCAUGGAAUAGCCUGGACGGAUGGUAAACAGGUCUGUCUCACGACCUUGUAUUCUGUUGAAGGUGAGCCCAAGUUUGGCGACACAAAUGUCAUCGGACAGUUUGAACACGUUUUGGGACUCUGCUGGGGUCCCCUGUGCUGCUCCGGUUCCCCAGGCUUGCUUGCCGUACAGCAUAAAAAGCACAUUACGGUGUGGCAACUUCAGUUAAGUACCUCGGAACAGAACAAGCUACUGUGCACGCAGACCUGCGAGAUGAGCGAGCCAUUCCCGCUGUUGUCCCAGGGAUGUGUCUGGCAUCCAAAAAUGGACAUCUUAGCUGUUUUGACCAAGCGGGACGCCUCUGUUCUGUUUUCGGUGCGGGUUGAUAAUCGUCGGGUGAAGGCUGACAUCAAGGGCGGAGGUUUGAUACACUGUGCUUGUUGGACUAAAGAUGGAACCCGAUUGGUCGUUGCCAUCAGCAGUGCGCUGCACUCAUACAUUUGGAAUGAUAUUCAAAAAAGCCUGGUGGCUUGUUCCUUCUGCCCCAUUUUUGACAUAGGGGGAAAUAUCUGUGCCAUCGAGUCCACCGACGAGGCGCAAGUUGCCGUAGCGACAGAACUACCCCUUGAUAAAAUCUGCAGACUCAAUGCAGGCAUCGCCUUUGACUUGUCAAACGACUCUGAAUCGUCAUCAUCUCGGCCAGCUUCCGUUCUUGCGGUGGAUGCUGACUGUUAUUUAGACUCAAGAAGGAGAUCAUGCGAUUCGGAUCGCUCUGGACGUGCCUCAUUUUCCGGACCCAUAGAUCUAACGCACAUUCUCUCCAAACACCGAAAAUCGGAUCCAAGCCCCCUCAUUCACCUGAGGCGGCGAGAUCAUUUGACCGGAUCGGGCCAGGACUCAUCCCAUCUGAUCUUGGUGACGUACGAACGCAAGGUCACCACCACGAGGAAAGUCAGCAUCCCUGGGAUCUUGGUUCCUGACAUAAUUGCCUUUGAUCCCAGCGCAAAAACCGUUGCAGUAGCAUCAAACACUUGCAACAUGAUUCUGGUUUAUUGCAUCACAGAUUCCUCCAUGCCCAACGUCCAACAGAUUCAACUGCAAAAUAAUGAGAGGCCCAAAGGGGUGUGCUUCUUCACCAGCAAGAUGUUGCUGUUUAUGAUUGGCCGGCAGAAGUCCAAUGAUCCUGCUUUCCUCCCCUCCUCCAACACGGACAAGUACAUCUUGAAGCUGGUAGUUAAAGAGUUGGUAUUCGACGAGGACUCCACCACCCCGGUUGUUCUGAAACCAGAGUCACCGAGCCAACAUCAUGGGAUUAGACGUCAUUCUGAGAACAUCUCCAAAGAUGAACGUUUACCAAUUAGAGAUCUAAUUCUUCCAGGUGGCUCUGCAAUUGUUUCACCAAUCAGCCGAAGGAAACUCAUCGAGGAGGUUCGCAGCUCAGAGCUGAGUCCUGUGGCAAGCUCGGCGGACUUCUCGGACAGAACUACAUCUAGUGCCUCAUCGAUCACUGUGGAAAGCUACGACAUGGAUCACGUCAGCCGCAUGACCGCGUUAGCGAUAGCCGGCCAAGCCAGCCGCGAUUCCAGUGGACUGUGUUCGCCCAGGUACGAGGCCUCUGAGAAAUUGUUCUCCGAUGCCACGUCACAGAAGAACAGCUGUCAGUCAAAAGAGAAGAACCUGGAGCAGCUCACGCAGAACAUGGAGAGGAUCUUCGGCCGCUUCGCUGAGGUUCAGCAGUGCCUCUCGGACAUCAGAGACUUCACGCAAAAUGGCAAGAAGUUGGCGUGCAGUUAUCCAUCUGCUUAUGAACCGCAGUAUGUGCACGUUACAUGUCAGAAACAGUUGUCAGAGAACGUUUAUACAGACGAGAGAAGGCCCGUCUUGUUGUGUGGAGGAAAGAUCUGUCUCCGGGUCCUCCAGGAGCUCUUCAGCCUGACGGUUGUGGAGAUGAUGCAUGGUCACAUGUGGCUCGUCUUGGUGUCUGAUGCAGAUGGUUUUGUUCCACUUAUAUUUAAACACAAGGACGAGCUUACCAUUAGAAAUGCAAAGAGGAAAUCUCCUAUAGGACCACCCAGUGAUGAUUUACCCCCCGAAAGUCCACAAUCUCCCAGUUCAGAAACAUAACAAUAAUAUAUCAUCUCAUUUGAACUUAACUUGAUAUUGGUGACUGACGCCAAGGAAUAUUCAGGGAAUAUUAUUUUUAACUUUGCUCUUUACCGGAUGUUGGUACCUUUGUGAUAUGUGACCGUUGUAUAUGGAAAGCAAGGACAGUAAUAGAUUUCAGAAAAAGUAUUUGAGUGCCUGUUUGAUUAUUAUGCUCAAAAGUUGUCCCAUAUUUUACCGGGACUGUAAUGUGUGACCCUGGACCACAAAACCAGUCAUAAGUAUCAUGGGUAUAUUUGUAGCAAUAGUUAAAAAUACAUUGUUUGGGUCAAAAUUAUCGAUUGUUUCAUGCCAAAAAUCAUUAGGAUAUAAGGUAAAGAUCAUGUUCCAUAAAGAUAUUUUUUCAAUAUCCUACCGUAAAUAUAUCAAAAAAUAUGUAUUUAUUUAUUUAUUUAGAAAAGGGACAGUGUACAUUAAUUAACAUUCAUAAAUGUACCCAAAUUAGCCCUAGGGCUAGUUUUCAUUGGUAGUCCCUUUGCCAGAUGUUAUUAUGCUCCAAACAAAAAAAACUGGUAAAACAUUACAACAAUCAUAAAACUAAAAUUAAUGAAAACCUCUUUGAAAUACAAA